Molecule: messenger RNA, 1626 nt
Organism: Neoarthrinium moseri
Lineage: Eukaryota; Fungi; Ascomycota; Sordariomycetes; Amphisphaeriales; Apiosporaceae
Exons: 4
Coding region: 1-1626 (541 amino acids)
Biological process (GO): amino acid transmembrane transport
Cellular component (GO): fungal-type vacuole membrane
Molecular function (GO): L-glutamate transmembrane transporter activity; L-tyrosine transmembrane transporter activity; L-serine transmembrane transporter activity
Source: RefSeq, a predicted model, not a curated record
AUGCCCAAUUACUCGACCAUCUCUGAUGGCCGCUCCGCCGACGCAUCGUCCGUGAGCUCCUCCAGCAUGGCCAGGCACAGAAGAGCCCGGGGCCCUCACCAGCGCAAUGGCGCCCACGGCGGCCAGGCCAGCAUGGUGAGCAGCAUCAUCAACCUGCUGAACACAAUCGUCGGCGCCGGCACUCUGGCUAUGCCCGCCGCCCUCUCACAUUUCGGUAUCGUCCUCGGCGUCAUUGUCGUUGUCUGGUCGGCCUUCACCUCCGCCUUCGGCCUUUACCUCCAAUCGCGAUGCGCACGCUACCUGGAUCGCGGCUCCUCGUCUUUCUUCGCCCUCUCCCAGCUGACCUACCCAAACGCUGCCGUCAUCUUUGACGCUGCCAUUGCCAUCAAGUGCUUCGGCGUCGGCGUCUCUUACAUGAUCAUCAUUGGUGACCUGAUGCCCGGUGUGGCAGUCGGCUUCGACAGCCGCGCUCAGCACGUGGCCUUCUUGAUGGACCGCAACUUUUGGAUCACCGCAUUCAUGCUGAUUAUUAUUCCGUUGUGCUUUUUGAAGAGACUCGACAGCUUGAAAUACACGAGUCUGGUUGCUCUGGUGUCCAUUGGCUACUUGAUCAUCUUGGUUGUCUAUCACUUUGCUGCCGACAAGGUCCCCGACCGGGCACCGGUGCGCAUUAUUACCUGGGACGGCCCGGUAUCUGCUCUGAGCAACCUACCAGUGGUAGUCUUUGCCUAUACAUGCCAUCAGAACAUGUUCUCUAUUUUGAACGAGAUCAAGGACAGCUCGCCAAAGAGCAUCCUGGGCGUGAUUGGCUCGAGCAUAGGCUCCGCCGCCAGCAUCUACGUCCUGGUUGCCAUCACUGGAUACUUGACGUUUGGUGAUGCCAUCAAGGGCAACAUCGUUUCCAUGUAUCCCCCUUCCAUUGCUUCCACUAUUGCAAAGGCCGCGAUUGUCAUCCUGGUUCUGUUUUCUAUCCCGCUUCAGGUCCAUCCCUGCCGCGCUUCUAUAGAUGCCGUCUUGAAAUGGCGCCCAAACGCCGUUUCCCGUGCUCAACAGAAUCGCUCCAACUCCCCUGGUGGACGCCCACUUCUUCCAUCUGUGCAAGCUAGAUCUGAUCAUGGCUCUACCGCACCCAUGUCAGAUCUGAGAUUUGCUCUGCUAUCAACUGUCAUUCUGGUGCUCAGCUAUGUCGUCGCUCUCACCGUCACCAGCUUGGAGCGAGUUCUGGCUUAUGUAGGGAGCACGGGCAGUACUAGCAUCAGCUUCAUCCUCCCUGGUCUGUUCUACUACAAGAUCUCGGAUCCUGAUUCUGUCCACCACCAGCGUCUUGCCAAGGGCGAUGACGAUGCCGAUGCAAACUCUCCCACGGCCUCGGAAGAUGAGGAUGAAGAGGAGGCGGGCGAGCACGUCUUGGCUGCCAGUGUCGGCAGCGUGAGAAGCGCUGCCAGUGGGAGGAGCGCGAGGAACAGCAACAGAGGCGCCUGGCGAUGGCGGCGCAGGUGGAGGUGGGACUUGGAGCACAUCAACCCGGCGUACCUCAGAAGGGCGUCGUUGGGACUGGCGGUUUACGGUUUCUGCGUGAUGGGUAUGUGUCUGGUGCUGAACAUGUUUGUCAGCGUGUCGCAUUGA